Molecule: messenger RNA, 1365 nt
Organism: Xyrauchen texanus (razorback sucker)
Lineage: Eukaryota; Metazoa; Chordata; Actinopteri; Cypriniformes; Catostomidae
Product: WW domain-binding protein 4-like
Exons: 3
Coding region: 1-489 (162 amino acids)
Source: RefSeq, a predicted model, not a curated record
AUGGCAGCAGUCAACAAGAAAAGGCACAACUCAUCAACACUACAGUACUGUACAGUAAGAACACAAACAUGUUUGUUUGGAACACAGAAGAGGAAAGAGCCGACAGCAGAUGAUGGAGGUGAGGAACAGGCCGAUGAAGGAGGACGAGAGGAGGAAGAAGAGGAGGAAGAAGAGAGUGACAGAUGUGUGACUGAGGAACAUGUGACGCUCGUGAAGAAACCCAGACAGAACAUCAGUCCAUAUGGAUUCUGGGAGCAGAACCAGCCUGAGGAAGAUCCACAUGAGAAUGUUGAUCUGCAGCUGCUGCAGGUGGAGAGCGCAGUCGCUGCAGUCGCUGCAGUCGCUCCAUCUGACGUCCCGCCGGAGCCCAGAACACAGUUUAAAGAGCGCCCCGUCCCGUCACUGGGAGACAAGAGCGGCGCAUUCAAGAAGAUGAAGACUGAGAACGGCAAAUCCAGGAGUCGGAGACCGAGAGGGAAAGACGAGUAGACGAGACUGUGAGGGGUCGUUCAAGGGUUUCUCGUUCAGGGAUUUUUAUGGUGGUCCGCUGUCCUUUUGUUCAAUGUCGAAUUUGUAUGUUGAGAAAUUGAUGGUGGAGAAUAUUUUGUAAUCAUCUUUUGUAUCUGCUUCAAAAUGAUUUUGUUGAUCUUUACAGGGAAGAAUAGAUUUGGUGUGAGGAACUCUCUGGCGUGUUUGUGUGUUUUGGAAUAUAUUGUGGGCAUGAGGAAUCAAAGACAUCAUUUUCACUAUUAAACCACAAGUUGAACUCGUACUACACUUUCAUUGUAGACUGUAUUAUCUCAAACUAAAAGAGAGAGUUCAGUCACUCAUCUGUCAUCAUUUCCUCACCCUCGUGUCAUUCAAACACACCAGAAACGCAGAACAUGUCAGUCAUCGUUCACUUGUGUUGCAUCGUUUAGUAACACUUUACAAUAAUAAACUAAUAAUGCAUUCAGUAUCAUUUCUAACAAAGAGCAUUUUUAGGAGCUAUUUAUUUUGGUUAAUCAAUUUAUGAAAAUAUUUGUAUUGUGUUUGUUGUGAGUUUCUUUUCAUAAUACAUGAAUGUGAACAUAUAGUAAUAUAUAAUUAAUUAAGAGUCGUGUGUGUUGAACAUUAAUUAAGAUUAAUAAGUGCUGUAAUCGUGUAUCGUUCAUGGUUUAUUCAUGGUAAUAAAUUCAAUCUUCUCGACACAUUUUGUGUUCAGUGAAACUUUCAGGUUUGGACGAAUCGUCCCGUUCAUAAAACGACAUUCCAAGUUUCCUUAAACACCUGCUAAACAUUUUCAUUUGACAGUUUUGUGUUUUUCAGCAGGAACAUCAUUCACUUCUGAUUCUCAGAACUUGACAUUUGUAAUAUAAUAAAAGU